AGGAGAUAUACGACAGCCUCCUCGUCCAAGUACCAUCAUUUUGAUCCUGAUGGAACAGGAGGAGUUGGGCCGGCGGUUCCUAUUACGGAUGCAGAUUCAGCUUUUUCAGGAGGAGGAGGAGGUGCAACUGGAGGAGCCACAGAUACCAAUUAUAGCAGAUGUUUGCGAAGAGGAGCCCGAAGCGGAGGCCCUGUAGGAGGACAAGAUCUAGGGCUAGCCUCGAUCCGAGCAGACAGCAAUAAGACAAGUGCCGCGCGCCAAGGGGAGGUCCCGUCUGAUUUUUUUCUUGAACACAGAACAUUUUUACGUUUACGGAACCUCAAGAUCUAAAUGUAAAUCCAUGAGAACGCGUACAUGAAAUUGAAGCUUUUUUUUGGCUCUUGCAGUGCUUUUACCCCCCCUGUUAUGCUUGUGACAAAAAAUUUAAAUUCAGCAGAUGCAGAUAGAAAUGUUGAAC
Molecule: messenger RNA, 457 nt
Organism: Amoebophrya sp. A25
Lineage: Eukaryota; Dinophyceae; Syndiniales; Amoebophryaceae
Source: the annotation of a GenBank genome assembly